This is a messenger RNA of Sorex araneus (European shrew), 2585 nucleotides long. It is a transcript of the gene S1PR2, whose product is annotated as sphingosine-1-phosphate receptor 2. The record is from RefSeq and is a predicted model, not a curated record. Gene Ontology annotation, cellular component: membrane. The transcript has 2 exons. Gene Ontology annotation, biological process: sphingosine-1-phosphate receptor signaling pathway. Gene Ontology annotation, molecular function: sphingosine-1-phosphate receptor activity. Bases 334 to 1410 code for a protein of 358 amino acids. Lineage: Eukaryota; Metazoa; Chordata; Mammalia; Eulipotyphla; Soricidae.
GCGGUGGGGGGUGCGGACAAAGGGACCCUGCGCACCUCCCACGCCGGCCCCCGCGCGCCCCGGCCGGCCACAUCUGGAAUUCAUUCCCGCCGCCGCCGGAAAGGGGAGGAGAGCAGGGCGGGGCCAGCGGGGGGCCGAGGCGGCGCCUCUCCCCGCCCCCCAUCCGUCGCCGGUCCCCAGCCCCGGGACGCAGCGGAGGCCGGCAGGCACCCCCAGCCGCGGCCGUCCCGGGGACGCCGGAGCCCAAGGCCCCCCUCCAGCCAGGGCAGGGACCCGGGCCGGCCGAGCCAGCGCUGACAGCCCCAUGGCCCCGGCUGGCCGCUGAGCCCCACCAUGGGCACCCCGUACUCCGAGUACCUGAACCCCGGCAAGGUCCAGGAACACUACAACUACACGAAGGAGACGCUGGACACUCAGGACACGCUGUCCCGCCAGGUGGCCUCGGCGCUCAUCAUUGUCCUGUGCAGCGCCAUCGUGCUGGAGAAUCUGCUGGUGCUGAUCGCUGUGGGCCGGAACAGCAAAUUCCACUCAGCCAUGUACCUGUUCCUGGGGAACCUGGCUGCCUCGGACCUGCUGGCCGGCGUGGCCUUCGUGGCCAACACCUUGCUGUCGGGGCCUGUGACGCUGGGGCUCACGCCCAUGCAGUGGUUCCUGCGCGAGGGCUCUGCCUUCAUCACGCUGUCCGCCUCGGUCUUCAGCCUGUUGGCCAUCGCCAUCGAGCGGCACGUGGCCAUCGCCAAAGUCAAACUGUACGGGAGCGACAAGAGCUGCCGCAUGCUCCUGCUCAUCGGGGCCUCGUGGCUCAUCUCGCUGGCCCUGGGCGGGCUCCCCAUCCUGGGCUGGAACUGCCUGGGCCACCUGGAGGCGUGCUCCACCGUGCUGCCGCUGUACGCCAAGCAGUACGUGCUCUGCGUCGUCAGCAUCUUCUCCGUCAUCCUGCUGGCCAUCGUGGCGCUCUACGUGCGCAUCUACUGCGUGGUGCGCUCCAGCCACGCCGAGCGCUCCGGCCACGCCGACGUGGCCGCCCCGCAGACGCUGGCGCUGCUCAAGACGGUCACCAUCGUGCUGGGCGUCUUCAUCGUGUGCUGGCUGCCGGCUUUCAGCAUCCUGCUCCUGGACUACGCCUGCCCCGUGCGCGCCUGCCCCGUGCUCUACAAGGCGCACUACUUCUUCGCCUUCGCCACGCUCAACUCGCUGCUCAACCCCGUCAUCUACACGUGGCGCAGCCGGGACCUGCGGCGGGAGGUGCUGCGGCCGCUGCGGUGCUGGGCGCGCGCCGUGGGGGCGCAGGGACGGCGCGGGCGGAACCCGGGCCAGCGGCUCCUGCCGCUGCGCAGCUCCAGCUCCCUGGAGAGGGGCACGCACAUGCCCACAUCGCCCACGUUGCUGGAGGACAAUACUGUGGUCUGAGGGGGGUCCCCGGUUGAGUGGACCCGGUGGUAGGCAUCUGCCUCCCCUCCCCCAUGGCGGGGCGUUUUCGUGGCCACGCACCCAGUUCCACCCCUUGGUGGAGCUUGGCUCAAAUGCUUUGGACCCGGGUCAGCAGGCUGAAGCAUGGGCCCCCCCCUCAGUGUGCAGCCUGAUGGGGACGGGGCCCCCAGAACUGGGUCCUGGUGAGGCCUGUGGGGGGGGGACCCAGACAAAGGGGCCGAGAGAGGGCAGGCAGGAGGGACAUUAAGGGUGAAACCAAGUCACCACAUUUCACCCUCCAUCCUGCACCCACUUGCCCCUGUGGAAAUCGACUCCUCUGCCACCUUUUCCCAUUUAACCUGGAGCCACAAUUCCCUGGGGGAGCCCCAACACCCCCACCCCUGAGCCCCAACCCACAGUUCCUGAGACACCCCCCCCAGCUUCCAGCUUCCCUUUCAUAUCGCCAGCCGUCAUCGGUGUCUUCUUCCCUUUCCUCUUGCUCCACCAGCUGCCGGCAAACCGCAAGGCGGUGUGUGUGGAGGGGGGAGCUGAACCCUGUUCUCAGACCUCAUUGGCCAAUUGCACUAUUUGGGGCACAGAAGCAUCACCCAGGGCUGGAAAAACCGGUCCCCACCGCUGGGGAGGGCUCAGGCCUCCAGCUGGAGCCGGUGGAACUUGACAGAGUUCUUGUUGGGGGAUCAGGUGGGGGGGGAGCCAUUCACAUAGGAAGCCCCCCAAAAGCGGCCCCCAGCCUCCUCGGUCCUCUCGCCCCCAGACAGGUCCCCCCAGCAGGCAUCCUGCACCCUCACCACGUGCCUCCUUUCAAGUUGUAUUGAAAAUGAAGCAUGGGGGUGGGGGCAUCGGGGACCCCCACGGGAUGCCCCCCAGCCUCCCCGAGCCCCCAUCCAUCGCCGGGCGAUGUCCUGUGGAUCCACGUACGGUACAAACAACUAUUUAUGUGUGUCUGUGUCUGUGAGUCUGUGUGUGUGGGUAUUACUGGGGUUCUGCCCCUACACCCCCAACAGUACCCCCAAAACCCAAACGGAUGCUGUUGUGUCUUCUUAUGUCUGUGUUGCCAAAGGAGGUUCGCCGGGGGCGGGGGGUGGGGGGAAAUUCCUUUCCAGUGGCCCAUCACCCCGCCAGAGAGCUGAGUGUCGCCCACCUCGGCUCAGCAC